AUGGGAACUCGAACUUUAAUGUCCAACUUCGUUAAUGGCAAACCCACUUUGCUGGUGGUCCGCAGCAACGCACUUACAACUCAAAAUCCUUUUUUAAUUCCUUUCUUCCAAACUUUUCGAGUCCAAACUUUUGUCCAAGGAACUCAAAAGCCCCUCAUCAAGGAAGUCGGCAUCACCGUCAAGUUCAGGAACUUCCAGCCCCUCAUAGAGGCCGUUGCUGUCUUUGAAAACCCCACAGCUACCACCAUCAAGUUUCGAUACGCCAAACUCGAAACCUUCUUCAACGGCAGCUCGCUGGGCCCGAUGGUGAUCGACCGGAGGCGCGAGCCCGACGUGAUAAAGCCCUCGCGGCUCAGCCGGUCUUCGCCGGUGGCCAUAAAGCCCCAAAUCAAAGACGGAACUUUCGCGCUCGUCAGCAACGUCCUCAGAAGCAUGGCCACGAACUCCUCCGAAAUGGCCUUCGUCCAG
Molecule: messenger RNA, 468 nt
Organism: Eimeria tenella
Lineage: Eukaryota; Apicomplexa; Conoidasida; Eucoccidiorida; Eimeriidae
Exons: 3
Source: RefSeq, a predicted model, not a curated record